AUGGUAUCGACAUUAAAUGAACGCGAUAUCGUUAUGGCGAUGGAGGCGAUGGAGGCAAUGGCUAAAGAUAAAAAUUUAAGCCUCUGGAAAGCUGCCAAGAUUUACAAUAUUACUCAUACGACACUCAUGCGUAAAAUGAAAGGGAUCACUCCUGCCUCCGAAUAUCAUCAAAAACAGCAUAAAAUUACUAAAAUUGAAGAGGAGGUUAUUAUUCAGCAUAUAAUCGAUAUGGAUGAGCGAGGAUUUAGUCCUAAAUUCAUAAGUGUUGAAAGUAUAGCGAAUCACAUUCUUGAAUCGAGGGGUGGAAAGUGUAUUGAUAAACAAUAG
Sclerotinia sclerotiorum 1980 UF-70 is the source of this 327-nucleotide messenger RNA. RefSeq lists its product as hypothetical. Lineage: Eukaryota; Fungi; Ascomycota; Leotiomycetes; Helotiales; Sclerotiniaceae. The transcript has a single exon. Bases 1 to 327 code for a protein of 108 amino acids. The record is from RefSeq and is a predicted model, not a curated record. Gene Ontology annotation, molecular function: DNA binding.